Molecule: messenger RNA, 2565 nt
Organism: Candida tropicalis MYA-3404
Lineage: Eukaryota; Fungi; Ascomycota; Pichiomycetes; Serinales; Debaryomycetaceae
Exons: 1
Coding region: 1-2565 (854 amino acids)
Source: RefSeq, a predicted model, not a curated record
AUGGGACGCCAGGACUUGAUUGAUGUGCCGUAUCAUAAUGAUCGCGACUAUGAUAAUACUGGAAAUUCUAGAUCUAGACUGUUAAAUCACGCACAUAAUAAAGAACAAUCCUCGUUCAUUACAAAGAAUAGUAGUGGUGGUCAUUAUCCUGAUGACCACUAUUAUGAUGAUGAUAUAAAUGAGGAUGAUCUAUAUUAUGAUGAUGAUGAUGUUGAUCAACAUUAUGAUAACUACAACUAUGCUCAUAUCGAUCAUUCCCCUAGAAAACCACAUGGGAAAGGGAAAGGGAAAGGGAAACAUGAUUCAAAUGUUCAAUCACAUAAUCACCAAUAUCGUCAAGAUGAUUAUAUCUUUGCAAAUGGUGUUCAGUUUCCCAAAAUUAUUCCCAAAAAUUAUCGUAUAUAUGAGAAUUACAUGUAUACCAAAAAUAAUUUGUGGAUGAUUCGACCACCUGAUCCUAGCUCAGUAUCUCAUUUAAAUUAUAAAAUACGGGAUUCAUACAAUCCUUUUCAAGAAAAGCUUUAUCGUCAAGUGAUGCAAAAUUCAUUAUCAAUUGACUAUGCAGAACCACGAUCACCACCAUCAUCAUCAUCACCUCGUAAAAAUCUGGCUGAUAGUCAAAAGUCAUUGCUGGUUGCAAGACCUGUAGGACCAAGAAGAAUGGUAUCAGACGAUCAAAUAGAUUCAAAAGUUGAACGAAAGAUCACACAUAGAUCAGAUUUGGAGGAUGAUUCGACUAAUCCACAAGCUCACCACCGUGAACAUCAACCACAGGUACAACAACAGGCACAACCACAAGUACAACCACAGGCACAACCACAGGCACAACCACAGGCACAACCACAGGCACAACCACAGGCACAACCACAGGCACAACCACAGGCACAACCACAGGCACAACCACAGGCACAACCACAGGCACAACCACAGGCACAACCACAGGCACAACCACAGGCACAACCACAGGCACAACCACAGGCACAACCACAGGCACAACAAUCCACUACCAUAUCACGAGAAGAGAAGAAUGAUUCACUGGAUUCAGAUGUACCUUUAACUGCAAGACCUGUUCUUGGAACGUUAUUCAAACUGAGUAAAUAUCGUGCUUUUAAAAAAACUAGUGGUAUCUCCAAACCAAAAGCUCCACCUACUUUUUUGGUCACCUUCAAAUUACCAUUAAAGACUCCUCCAGAAUCACCUCCAUCUCCUUUAAAUGACACUUUAAAACUACAGUCACCUCCAACUUUUAUGGUUACACUAAAGGUUCCCAAUAAGAAACAAGCUACCAUAUCCACCAACAAUUCGUCUGUGAAAUCGGAAAUAUUGACAACACCAUUUACACUUCGUGAACAAGCAAAAAAAUUAGUAGAAAUUGAAAAUCGUAUUAAAUAUGUGAAACGAGUGUUGAUGGAUCUCGAUGGAGAACUGAAACUUAAAGGAUUAACAAGAACUCGUAAAAGAAAAGCCCAAAAGAAGAGAGCUAUUAUGAGACAACUAUUGCAAGAUAAGGAAGAUUUGUUAAAUUGUGAAGUAGAUUCAGAUAAUGAGAGUGGUGGUUCUAGUCGUAGUAUUUCACCAGAUGUAGCACCUAUUGACGAAGUAAGCAUUGCUUCUGAAUUUAAAAUAAGAUCACUAGUUGAAUGUGUUCCGGAGGUUCAUAACGCUCCAGAGGUUAAUGCUCCAGAGGUUAAUGCUCCAGAGGUCAAUGCUCCAGAGGUUAAUGCUCCAGAGGUUAAUGCUCCAGAGGUCAAUGCUCCAGAGGUUAAUGCUCCAAAUAUUAAUGCUCCAAAUAUUAAUGAUGUUCCAAAUACUAAUGAUGGUCCAGAACCUAAUAAUAUCCCAGAGCCUAAUAAUGGUCCAGAGCCUAAUAAUAGCCCAGAGCCUAAUAAUGGUCCAGAGCCUAAUAAUGGUCCAGAACCUAAUAAUGGUCCAGAGCCUAAUAAUAGCCCAGAGCCUAAUAAUGUCACAGAGGUCAAUAGAGCUGCUGAAGCUAAUAAUGUUCCAGAGAUUUCUAAUGUUCCAGAGACUUCUAAUGUUCUAGAGGUCAAUGAUAUCCCUGAGGCUAAUAAUGUUUUAAAAUCCAGGACUGUGAAAGAAUUUAAAAAUGCACCCCACCCUAGAUUUCAACAUGAUAUUAAUAAUAUUCCAAAAUCAAACCACCGUCCUUCUAAUACGGUCAAUUCCCGUACUACAGCAACAAGUUAUACCAACUCACAUAGUCACAGCGGCUACUCUAAUGAUAAUAGAUUUUCUAAACCUCACAAUAAUUCUAAAUACCAUAACAUGCCAGAUCAAUAUGAAUCUUAUCGUAAUGAACCUACUUGGGAUCAACCCAUGGAAGCUUCAUCUCCUUUUAAUAGAAUACCAGAUGUUCACAGGCAUAAAAGAAUGGUACAUAAAAAUAAAUAUGCACCUAAAAAAGGAAUACUUAAAAAAGUAUCUAGAUAUGCUGAUUCUAGUUAUUUGCAUGAAAUUUCUUUAAGGAGAAGAUCUCAUCAUAAUGAAAAUGAUUAUGAUAAUUCUAGAAGAAAAGUAGAAUUUGGUGGAGUUACAGUUUGGAGUUGA